Molecule: messenger RNA, 2400 nt
Organism: Suillus paluster
Lineage: Eukaryota; Fungi; Basidiomycota; Agaricomycetes; Boletales; Suillaceae
Exons: 4
Coding region: 1-2400 (799 amino acids)
Source: RefSeq, a predicted model, not a curated record
AUGGACAAAUUAUCUUCUUUUAUUGCUGCUCUUGACGCUGGCAAGCUCCCCACCCAGAAGCAGGUCGAUGCUGCAAUUGAGUGGACACUCGAGCAUAUCGUCGCGAGCUUCGAAUCCCCUGACUCAGGAAAGCUCAGCGAGUCAGGUAAAGUUCUCGCACGCGGGGUUCAAGACCUCCUCCUAGCGUACAAGAAGCUUGGGGAUAAUAAAAACUAUGACGAUCUCGUGCAGGAAGUCCUCUGGCAUCUCUCCGAGGGCGAUUAUGCAGAGACGCAUGUAGAAGCAAUGGAUACUGACGAGGCUUCCGCCGAUCUCCAAGCUCUCCGCUCUGCCAUCCGCACUCUUCUGCGUAUAAUUUGGACAAACGUCAGUGGGGAAGGAAGCGUCCUCCUCAACGACUUUGCGUCCUUUGCGCGUCUCGCCAUGGCCGAUCUCGCAGAGGCUAUCGAAUCCGGAGCCGCUUACGCCAAGGAAGGUCUUCGCGAGUUCGACACGGAGGUGCAACAGGGCGACCGGGACAAUCUUGGGCGGAAGCAGAAGAGCCCGGAAGAAUUGCAACGGGAGCAGGAGGAAGAUGCGAAGACGAAAUUUGAGAAGGCGAUGGAUACGGCGAAAGACACCGGAUCCAAGGUUAUAGGCGUCGGGCAGGAGGUAAAGGCAUCUGCUGAAGACAUUGCUGAGCGCACUCGUACCCGUCUGCAAGAGACCUAUCACAAUAUCUGUGAACGUGCGGCAAAGGACGAGGACUACCACCGUGCUCUCUCUACGCUUUUUGACACCGCGUCGAAGUGGCUCAACAGGUCUCUUGACACCGCUGCCGACGUCAAUCAGUCCACAACCCUCGAAUCCUUCAUUGACGAUCCUUCCCCAGAGAAGCAUAUCCUCAAAGCACUUCGUGGCAUCCGCACUCUCGUCGAGCGCGCCGCUGGUGGCAAGUCCCUGGAUGAUGUCUUCGCCCAGCUCCGCCUGUGCGCUGUAGAUAUCAGGAAUGACGAAGACUUAAAGAGCUGGUUCAACGAUUUCUUCGCGCACGUUCGCAAGAGCCUCGACGAGCCUGGGUAUGCACGCUCAGAAGAAGCACGCCAGAAGCACCAACGACUCGGUGAGCGCUGGAAGCAGCUUGUUAAUCAAGAUUCAGAUGCGGGACGGAAGUGGAAAGAGGAUGUACGGGCCUUCAGGCAUGAGAUUCAUGAGUUCCAGCAGGCGAUCACAAAGGAUGCAGACUCGCAGCGCGCGCGGAAGGCACAUGCCACGUUUGCUAGGGAUGUGGCGCAGAGCGUAAGCACGGGCGGACAGAUGGGUAUGCAAUUUGCGCUCGAUCAGGCUUCCUGGUUCUGGCAGGACAUGUUCAACGUUUAUGCGCCACGCAUCUUGAGGGUCAUUCAGGACAUUCCAAUUCCAAGAACCGAGUACGUUGAUAACGAGAUCGAGUUUGUACUUGAGAACCUCGACGUCUCCUCGUUGAGCUUGCUUCCUGGGCACGUCUACAUCCGCAAUAUCACUGACGUUGACAUUACCGCACCCGCCGGGUCGCAGUCAACAACCACUGCCAUAGGCACCCUUACGCAUAUUCGGAUGCAAGCAGUCCAGCUUUCGCUCAAGGAGGUAUCAUUCUUUUACAAGGAUAAAGUUGCUACCGUCGGGCCCAAGGAUUUCAGUGGUCUCAUGGAGUUUAGUCUCCCUCCAAAGGGCAUCGACAUCGAUCUGAAGUUCCGCUUGAUUCCAAACACGCUCCAAGGCCUGAAGGAGCGCGAGCGUCUUGGACGGUUCUUCACGAUCGAGCGUGUCGAGGUGAAUGUGGCGGAGGAUAUCGAUAUGCAAGUUAAACAAUCCAAUCACCCAAUCCUCGCAUCCGUCUUCAGGCCUAUCAUUGUGCUUCGCUUCCGUGAGGCCAUUUCACGCACGCUGGAGGAGCAGAUACGGGGUCUGUUCGAUGCUGCUGAUGCUGUGGCGUUUGAUAUCGAGCGGCGCUCAGAGGUGUUCCAGGAUGCUGGACUUGGGACUGCGGCGUCUGUUGCUGCUGCGGUUUGGAGCGAGAUAGGGAGGUUACGUCGUAUGGAGGGUGGCCUUCUGUCCGGUUGGAGAGCCACUGGAACGGGUAUUGUAAAGGAUGAUCUGGGCGGCAGCGCGAAGAUUGCAAUGGGCGCGGAACCACAGAUUCUUUCCGGGGAGAAGAGAGGUCCUCUUGGAAUACAUGCGGAGCCGCUUGCAGAAAGGAUCCCUGGGAUGGACGUCGGAGGUGCCAUGGAAGUUGGGAAGACUGUCGCUGAACGAGUGGAGCAGGCCGGGAAGAAAGGUCUAAAGCAGGUGCAGAGUUUCAAGCAAAGCGUUGAGCACAAGAAGAGGGAUGAGGAGAAGCGAAGAGGAUGGCAGAGUCCAGCAUUCAAUAUCAUCCACUGA